AUGUCUGCUGGAGGAUGGGACAAAUUCAUGAAGAAUGGCUCUUUUUCUAUCAAAGAAAUGUAUAAGCAUCUGCAAAGUGACCUUGAGAAAGUUUCCUGGUCUAGAGUGCUGUGUCAAAAUCAGGCUUCCCCUAGAAGCUUAUUUACUACUUGGCUAGCUGUUAAUAACAGACUUCCUACUAGAGACAGGUUGGCAGUGUGGGGUAUUGUGGCUAUUGUGAACUGCUGUCUGUGUAAUGCUGCUCCUGAGUCAGUUGAGCAUUUGUUUUUUCAGUGUGAUUUUUCUGCUCAGAUUUGGUCUAUGGCUCUCAAAGCUCUGCAGUUUAACAGAAAUCCUAGUCCUUUCUCUAAUGAGCUUGCUUGGGCUUUUAAAAGUGCUAAGAGAAGGUUUGCUAAACAUCAGUUGUUUUUAAUGUAUUUUGCUGAAAGCUUGUAUGCAAUCUGGCUGUAUAGAAAUGAUCAGAUUUUCAACCAAAAUCACAUAAAUAUGACUGCUGCUGUUUUAUUCAGGGAAAUUAGUUUCAAGGUGGCUUGUUGA
Molecule: messenger RNA, 537 nt
Organism: Chenopodium quinoa (quinoa)
Lineage: Eukaryota; Viridiplantae; Streptophyta; Magnoliopsida; Caryophyllales; Amaranthaceae
Exons: 1
Coding region: 1-537 (178 amino acids)
Source: RefSeq, a predicted model, not a curated record